Messenger RNA from Penicillium egyptiacum, 2775 nucleotides. NCBI's taxonomy places the organism in Eukaryota, Fungi, Ascomycota, Eurotiomycetes, Eurotiales, Aspergillaceae. The record is from the annotation of a GenBank genome assembly.
AUGUCUGUUAUUUCUGCAGAAGUUGCGGUGUUUUUCCAGAACAAGGGGCUUCUAGGACCGGCAAAGAACAACAAGCGCACAAUAUCAGUGACGGCGUUAUCCAGUCCGGCAACAUCCCGAUCAUCCUCUUCCUCGUCCAAUUCGAUAGAUCGCACUAGCUUUUCGGCCACCUUCGUCAACGUCUCACGGGACGAGAUUGAGCUGCCGCAAGAUUUGACAAGUGGUGAAACCUACGAGUUCAUUGGAUUUGACAAGGAAACCGCCGGUAAAUUGUGGGACCAGUAUCUUAGCCGCCCAAUUGGCGAUCCCUUGGAUCCCUUCGACUUUGACUUUAUGGAUUACGCCAGGUCCCAGGUGAAGAAUUCUACGGUGCCCGAUGUGCUCUCUGUUACUGAUGAUUGGACGCCAACGAUGGCUGCCCUCGGGAUCAAUUACUGUUUACAACAAUCGAUCCUCCAUCCAGAUUUUGAUGAUGUGAGGGCCACUGCAAGUUGCAAGUUCUGGUUGUUGGAUUCUAUGGAAAUGGCCUUCAAGACGCUCGAGGGCCUGAACGGCCAGCUACGGCAAGAACUGGAGCGGAGACAGCGACUAACGAUACUCGGUGUCAGAGAGAAAUCGCCAUUUAAGUCUCUGAAAUCAGCUGCCAAAGAGACCACCAUACCCAACGAAUGCCCGGCGACUGAUAUAGUGGCUGAACAGGAAGCGCCUGCGCGCCUCAUCGGCUAUACAAUGAUAUGGCGGGCAUGUCUUUUGUCUGAAGCAGUUGAAUGCUGUGAGAGCCGUCCAGGAGAACUUCAAAUUACCCCGGUCUGUUCAAGGCCUGGGGACUUUAGUGGACGUACUGCGGUUGCGUAUUUUUCACCUGAACGAGAAACCGCCGAUCGGUAUGCAGCGUACAAGAAGCAUAGAUUCUCAAUCGCUGAGCUUGCAAUAUUACAAGUUGCGGUGCCAGAUAGUCUCAUGCAGAGCUUGUCAGUUAACUAUCUGUGGGCUGAUGGGGUGAGUGACUUGUGGAAGAAGGUGGUUUGGAAUUGCAGGCGUGGAGACCGGUUACCAAAGGAUCUGAGGUAUAUGAGAAAUAAAGACCUCUGGAUAGGGCAUAUUGCCAGGUCCAAGAAUGUCAAAUUUGAAACGAUGGAGAGCUGCACUCAAAUCCAGUCCUCAGAUGCUCCGGUCGUUCAGAUUAACGGUGAGCGGCGGAACGCCACCCAAUGGGUAUUUCACAGUGACCAUGCCGAAGAACUCUUUGCCCAGUGCUGCAAAGGAAAGACCUGGAUCCAUUCCAUUGGCAAACUGGUCGAAGUUUUCAAAGACAUGGCAUUCGCCAAAUCACUCAAGUCAGACCCUCUCGGCAUCAUUGAUACUCGACUGACGAUGACGGACUCACCUACGGAUGGCUUCUUUUCACCUCUCUUUGAGCCAUUCACCGGCUUUACGCCAUUCACCGGGUUCGAUGGAGCUGACAAACGACAGCCAGGCAGCCAAACAGAAGCAGAAGCAAGCCCAAAGCAAGCUCACCGAAUCCUCGAACUUCGCGAGUCAUUCCGUGGUUUCGAUUCCAGCCGAAACUGUCCUCGACUUGAGUUGGAUGUCGCUGUGGAUAAGUACCACACUCUUGACGGCCUCGCUGAACCCUUGAAUCCCCAAAACACGCCGGCAUCAAAUAGCGAACGAGGAAGCACAGAGGAAUAUACCGAGUCAUUUCGUCGCUAUCAAAUGGAGAACCUACGGAGGAGUCCUACACCUCAGACGGAGGAGUUCAAUUUCGAUUGUUUCCAAGAUUCGCCAGAGGCGAGCUUUGUUUGCCAAGACGAUGAAAGUGAAUCCGAAAAACCCUCAAAGUUGCGACGCCUUUCCGUUGGCCGCCGACAGUGGAUCAAACCUCCCAUUACUGCCCUGGCGAAUCAUCAGCCAGGCAUAAAUGCGAACUUCAAGGAACCCGGCAAUCCAGGUUCACUGCUGCGGUCCGUUCGAUUUUCUCCUCCUGCGGCCUCUCUGUCUCCGCCUUCUCGUGCGGCACGUCGUCCCCUACCUUCGAUUGAAAGAGGGCAAGAUUAUGUUGCUUUGCAUCGACAGAAGAAACAAUACCGGAAAUGGAAGGUCGCUGGCCGCGCGAACUCUCGCAAAUGCUCACCAUGCAACAGCCCUACAAAAAGAACGCAGUCUCUGGCAGCUCGCAUCCCAAAGAACCAUGAUAUGCGCAACUCGUCCCUUUUCAGCUUGCCUGAUCGUGAAACACGUCAAAUGGCGUUCCCCACUCGUGUUGCCCCAGGUGCUGAUGCCCGGGAAGUGAGAACCAGCGAGGUGGUCGACACUCCUGUUGCAAGUGACUCGAACAUUGCGGGUAAAACUGAGCGGAACCUCCCUGCAUUUCUUGCUGUUUCCUUUUCGCUUUACAGAAUCCGACCUGCGCCUAGUUCAUCCAGUAAGAAAGCCCCAAAGUACGCUUUCAGAUUUCGAAUGACUCGAACUGAUCUCCCUCAACAACCUUCUCCGCAUUUCCCUACCAAAUUCGAAAAUCUCGCUUGCCACCCGAUCAUUGAUGACUUGCUAUUCCACAUCUGCUUCAUCAUCCCUGCGAUAGUUGUGCUGCUCCCUCUCAAUGUCGUCUUCAUUGCGACAUACCCAUUGACCAACACCCGAGUCGGCGCUGUAAUGCUCUACCUGGUCAGAGCUUUACUGUAUCUACUGAUCAACAUUAUCAUUUUCGUUUUGUUCAAAUGCGGAGUGACUUGCGGAUGCCAGUGGAAUCCAGACACCGGCAAUUCGGGCUGA